Messenger RNA from Penaeus chinensis, 2422 nucleotides. RefSeq names its product heat shock 70 kDa protein 14-like. Gene Ontology annotation, cellular component: ribosome; cytoplasm. Gene Ontology annotation, molecular function: ATP hydrolysis activity; ATP-dependent protein folding chaperone; ATP binding. The coding region runs from base 97 to 1608 and encodes 503 amino acids. The transcript is spliced from 11 exons. The record is from RefSeq and is a predicted model, not a curated record. NCBI's taxonomy places the organism in Eukaryota, Metazoa, Arthropoda, Malacostraca, Decapoda, Penaeidae. Gene Ontology annotation, biological process: protein refolding; cellular response to unfolded protein.
GGACUCCUCACCAAGGCAUAGCGACUUCCAAAGUGACCGGAGGCAAAACAUCUCCCUCACAUGCUCUGCUGAAGAAGUUCGUCAGGAGGGAGAGAAAUGUCAGUUUCUUUCGGUAUAUAUCUCGGGAGUAGUUCGUGCUGCAUUGCCGUCAACAAGGAUGGAAAAUUUGAAGUUGUGGCCAAUGCCUCUGGAGACAGAGUUACUCCAGCAGUGGUGGCAUAUCAUGAGAUGGAAGUGGUAACAGGACUUGCAGCUAAGCAGGGAAUGAUCCGGCAUGCAGCAAAUACCAUUCAGAAUGUGCUACGCAGUGCCAGCUGCAGUGAAGAUGAAGGAACCUGUCAGUCUAAUGUAUCAUGUUGUCCUAAAUGGGAAAAUAACCAAGUGUGCUACACAGUGCAGCGAGGAGAGAAAACUGCAACUGUUACAGCAGAGGAGGUUUUAACACACAUUUUUACUCUGCUCGAAGGUAUUGCCAUGAAUCAGACAAGUGAAUCAGAGCUCCCUCUUGUUAUAAGUGUUCCAGCUUGGACCAGUGAAGCAGCCGUUGAGGUUAUCAGGAAAGCUGCCAAGAAAGCUUCUUUUAAUUUGAUGUCCACUAUCAGUCAACCUGUUGCUGCAGUCUUAGCAUAUGGCCUCGUAAAUGACAACAAAAAGAAUUUGCAAGUUGUUGUGCUACACUGUGGAGGUACAACCAUUGUAGGUUCUGUGGUUGAAAUUGCUGGAGGAUUAGUAAGCGUAAAGGAGUCGAUCACAUCUUCCUCUGUUGCAGGGGAUUCCCUAACUGAUUUACUUGUGCACCACUUUGCAAAGGAAUUUUAUUCGAAAUAUAAGGGUGAUCCUCUUGAGAGCAAACGAUCUAAAAGGAAAUUAUAUAAUGCUGCUGAAAAUUGCAAGCAUGUCCUUUCCACAAUGGGAACAGCUCAGGUCUAUGUUGAAUCUCUGUGGGAAGGUGUUGACUUCUCCACAACUCUCUCUCGGGCACGAUUUGAAGGCAUAGUCUCCUCAGCUCUCUCAAGCUUUCUGCAAACAGUCAGGGAGGCGGUGCAGAGGUGUGGUCUAACAGUGGACAAAAUCCAGAAGGUUAUUCUCACUGGAGGCUCUGCAAAAAUACCUAAACUGCAGCAGUUAGUUAGUGAUGCCUUCCCUCAUGCUGACUUUCUGUGCAGCAUCCUUCCUGAUGAAGUCCUUGCAGCUGGGGCUUCAACAGAAGCUGCACUGCUGUUAGGACAGCCCUCACAUGUGCCCCUGGCUUCUACCACGGUCCCAGCUCUGGCUACCUCAAUUUAUUGCCUGGUAGCAGGUAGUGAGAGCAAUGAAUGCGUGUUCAGCAGGGGUACUCCAACACAUGCACGGCAGAGUCUGAGUUUAGCCUUACCAUGUCCUGCGCCUUCCCCGUGCUCUAUCAUAGUUUAUGAGGAGGAAACCUUAACACAGACACCAGCAGAAAAUGCAGUCCUAGCUCAAGUUGAUGUCACAACAUUCUUAGAAAGCUCAAAAUUUGUUAAAAUGGACUUUCACCUGAAAAGUGAUGGAAGUCUCCAUGUUACGUUACAGGAGCCAAAGGCCAAAGUUAAUCAAUCUUUUAUUAUUGAAGCAGAUAGGAGUUGAGAUAGGUAGUAACUAGAUGCAUUAUCCAUAUGUGAAAAUUUCAAGCUAUCUAAUAAAUAGCCUACUUAUUGCCAAAAUUGUUUUAUUGGUUUAAGUAAGCAAAGGACCUUUUUUUAUAAAGUACAAAUUUAGUCUCCCAUAAUAUGUGCUAGGUACUCACACAGUUGUAUCAGUUGGUAUGAAAAUUAUUAGUUUUAUUGUCAUACAUUCUAUAAAUGAUAAUGGCUGAUGUCCUAUCUUUCCUGUGAAACAAAAUUCCAUGUUUAAACUACCAAAGAAUUAGUAAAUUGCUUAUCAGUGAUAUAAUAAUGCAGAAUCAAUAUUACAAAAGCACCAUCUAGCUUCUAGAUAAUGGUUAAUUAAAAAAAAAAGGAAUUCAUUGCACAUAGGUGCCUUAAUAUGCUGUAAAAACAGGAUGUUAUUAUUUGUGUUGUGAAAGAUUACUUAUUGUGGCACAGACUUACAAGGAGAGGUUGAAACUGACCAAGUGAACUGUGCCUUCAAUGUAUCAUAAAAGGUUUCCUCCAAUCCUUUAGGAACAAGUGACACAGAUUGAUAUCUUUGAUUGAUAAUGGACCCCCCAUUUGUGAUUGGUUAAGAUAUUUAGACUGUAUGAAGGCAAAGUUUGAUUUUUCUCCCAUGUAAAUGGACUUCAGAUCAGCCACCUGUUUUGAAAGGGUUAAUGUUGUAAGAGCUACAAGAAUGUAUUCUCUAGGUUCUUGUAAACUGGAUUGGGAAAUAUAUAUGUAACAUUUUUCUCUUGCCUCAGGAAGAGACUCUCAGCACCCUCAAUAAUACACAAGAUUUAGAUGAA